Eleginops maclovinus (Patagonian blennie) is the source of this 1711-nucleotide messenger RNA. It is a transcript of the gene rad9a, whose product is annotated as RAD9 checkpoint clamp component A. NCBI's taxonomy places the organism in Eukaryota, Metazoa, Chordata, Actinopteri, Perciformes, Eleginopidae. The record is from RefSeq and is a predicted model, not a curated record. Gene Ontology annotation, biological process: cellular response to ionizing radiation; DNA repair; mitotic intra-S DNA damage checkpoint signaling. The transcript has 12 exons. Gene Ontology annotation, cellular component: checkpoint clamp complex. The coding region runs from base 237 to 1412 and encodes 391 amino acids.
AGAAAGCGGGUAAUGGCGGCGUAAACAACCAACAGCCCUGUGCAGGAUUCUCAAACCGCGGCUGAAAGUAAAAAAUAAAGCUACAACUAAACGGAAUAUGUUUUCGGCACUACCAGGAUUACUACUCGGGGUGCAAAACAAUAAAACCGCCUUGAUUUACUGCUUAGUGGUGUUUCAGCUAACUUUUAGCCCUCUCUAAGCCCUGCUAACUAAACAGAAACGCCUGGUGUGCAGAGAUGGACUGCGUCGUGACAGGAGGAAACGUCAAAGUGCUGGCCAAAGCCAUCCACUCUCUGUCCAGGAUCGGUGAUGAGCUCUAUGUGGAGCCCCAGGAAGAUGGGCUGGCUCUGCGGUCUGUGAACUCCUCUCGGUCGGCAUAUGCUUGCUUCCUGUUCGCACCACUCUUCUUCAGCAGGUACACCAUACCCAGUGGGCCCGCCUUCCGCUGCAAGAUGGCAAUUAAGAGUGUGCAGGCUGUAUUCAGGUCUCUUGCCACAUUGGAAAAGACUGUGGAAAAGUGUCACAUUGAGCUGGACGAGCAGAAGAACCGCCUCACCUUCACCCUGCACUGCAAACACGGCCUCAUGAAGACGCAUAACCUGUCUUUUCAAGACAGUGAAAGCCUACAGGCAGUGUUUGAUAAAGACAGCUAUGCCAAUGUUUUCAGAUCCCAUCCCAGGCUGCUAGUUGAUACAGUCGUGCACUUUUCUCCGUCUCUGGAAGAAGUGACUGUAUCAGUGAGUGAUGAUCAGAUGUGGGUCAAGAACCAUGUCGAAGACGAAGCAGACCGGUCCAAGGCCAUGCUGACGGAGCUGUGCCUGGCUUCAGACGAGUUUGACAAUUUUUCCGUCCAAGUUCACAACAGCGUCACCUUUUGUCUAAAGGAGUUACGGGGUUUGUUAGUGUUUGCGGAGUCGACUGGUCUCCCAAUUUCGAUGUACUUUGAUGAACCUGGCAGACCUGUAGUGCUUUCGGUAACAGACAGUGUCCUGGAGGGGAAUUUUGUGCUGGCAACGCUUUCUGAUGACACCGACCAGCGUAAAAACAACACAAAACGAGCACGCACAACGCCACCGCCUGCUCCCGAUGACUUCAUGAACGACGACAUGGACUCCUACCUCAUCGCAAUGGAUACCAGUAUAAUGCCAGGUCCCUCAGCUUCACGUCCACCCUCACCCCCCUUAGUUAAUUCCACAUGUUUAAAUCAUACUGCUGCAGCCAAUCACAGGACAAGGCUUCACAGUGAGGAAGAGGAUGAGGAGGAAGAAACUGUCGAUUCAUGCGGACCUCCAAACAAGAAGUUCUGUUCCUUGUUCUUCGGAUCGGUGCUUCCCCCGUCCUCUCAGAUGACCACUCAGCCGCUGACAGGUCAGGAGGUGUUGGCCAGCGACAGUGAGGAUGACGUACAAUAAAGAGACAGUGGACUGAUUGAAAAGAGACGAAGAGGAAAGAGAUGGACUUUUUAUUUAACCCACAAACCACCUGCAGCGCUGGAAAAGAAAUGGAAACCAUGAACCUUUAUUUUUCUAUCUUUACUGGCCGGUAGAAAAGUUCUACUGGGAUUUCAUUUGUGCAAAAAUAUUCAAAGACUAACGACUUAGAGGACCAUUUGACAAUGAACAUGAAACACUUCUUUUUUCUCUAUUCAGUUUGUGAUCAAAGUGUGAUCAAACAAAAAAGCUCCUCUAAAUAAAAGAAACAUAUUUUUGAA